Molecule: messenger RNA, 757 nt
Organism: Astyanax mexicanus (Mexican tetra)
Lineage: Eukaryota; Metazoa; Chordata; Actinopteri; Characiformes; Acestrorhamphidae
Product: Golgi-associated plant pathogenesis-related protein 1
Exons: 6
Coding region: 121-570 (149 amino acids)
Cellular component (GO): extracellular region
Source: RefSeq, a predicted model, not a curated record
GAUGAGGGCUUAUAUAUGGAGCUCAGAGCUCAGUGAUGAAUUACAGACUGCAGCUCUCAGGAGAACCAGUGAAGAGAACCAGUAAGGAGAUCCAGUAAAGAGAUCACAGUUUUGUCAGACAUGGCAGAAUUUAAGGCAAAUUUCCUGGCCAAGCAUAACGAGUACAGGAAGAAACAUGGAGUUCCUGAAGUGACUUUAAGUGAAGAUCUGUGCGACUCUUCACAGAAGUGGGCCGAUCAUUUACUGUCCAUCAAAACCCUGCAGCACAGCGAGACCAGCAACGGAGAGAACGUCUUCUAUUCCUGGAGCUCCAAGACCACAAAACCCACAGGACCUGAAGCUGUGGAGAAGUGGUACAGUGAAAUUAAGGACUACAAUUUCAGCAAGCCUGGAUUCCAGCCCAACACAGGACACUUCACUCAGGUAGUUUGGAAAGACUCUAAAGAGAUCGGAGUGGGUCUGGCCACUGAUGGGAAUACCAUCUUCGUGGUUGGUCAGUACAAGCCUGCUGGAAACGUAGCCAAUCCAGGCUACUUUGAGAAGAACGUCUUACCUGCUGCAGACAACUAAGACAACACCCAACAGCCAUACAAACCCCUACAAUUACACAGAUAUGGAUUUCUACUUGAAUAAUAUUUUAAGUAUCAUUUGAUAAUAAUCAUACAAGUAAUGCUGUAGAACCUCUAGGCAUGAUUUUAUACAUGUUAUGAUGUCAUUUUAAAAAUAAAACAUUGUUAAAUAAAAACAUAUAUCAUAU